Molecule: messenger RNA, 1893 nt
Organism: Solanum pennellii
Lineage: Eukaryota; Viridiplantae; Streptophyta; Magnoliopsida; Solanales; Solanaceae
Product: beta-fructofuranosidase, insoluble isoenzyme CWINV1-like
Exons: 6
Coding region: 27-1751 (574 amino acids)
Biological process (GO): carbohydrate metabolic process
Molecular function (GO): hydrolase activity, hydrolyzing O-glycosyl compounds
Source: RefSeq, a predicted model, not a curated record
AUGUAGUUGCCAUCUUCAACUAAAAGAUGGGAUAUGUUAGAAGUGUUUGGCUUGGAGUUUUUGUAUUCAUUUCCAUUCAUAGCUAUGGCAAUAUUAGACUAUUUGAAGCUUCUUCUCGUGUCAUACAGACACCCGAUCACAUAUAUCGCACUGCUUAUCAUUUUCAACCUGCCAAGUAUUGGAUGAAUGAUCCUAAUGGACCAGUGAUAUACAUGGGGAUUUACCAUUUGUUCUAUCAGUACAAUCCUUACGAUGCACAAACAGGUAACAUUGUAUGGGGCCAUUCCACAUCCACUGAUCUCGUCAACUGGACUCCUCAGCCGCCGGCGCUUCUCCCAUCAGAGCCUUACGAUUUCAAAGGCUGUUUUACCGGUUCUACAACUCUUCUCUCUGGCGGAAAACCGGCAGUUCUCUACACCGGCUUAGAUUUCUCCGGUAUCCAGGUACAAAAUCUAGCAGUCCCCAAAAAUGUAGCUGACCCGUACCUUAGAGAAUGGGUAAAAUCACCUUAUAAUCCAUUAAUCGCACCGAAUUCGGUGAACAAAAUUGAUGGACAAAAUUUCAGAGAUCCAAGUACUGCUUGGCUAAAUCCUGACGGAAAUUGGAGAAUGGUAGUUGGAAAUCAACAAAACGGGAGCGGAAUUGGGUUAUUGUAUAGAAGCAAAAACUUCAUUGAUUGGAUUCAAGCUGAAAAUCCACUGCAUUUUUUGAACAAUUCUGGAAUGUGGGAAUGCCCUGAUUUUUUCCCUGUUUCAAAAAUCAGUAAAAAUGGUCUAGAAACUUCCACAAUAGGUCCAAAUGUGAAACAUGUAUUCAAGGCAAGUACACCAAGUACACCAAUCACUGAUUACUACACAAUUGGUACAUAUAAUCCGAAUAAGGAUAUUUUUAUUCCGGAUAACAAAUCACUUGAUAUUGGAUUAGGAUUUCGAUAUGAUUAUGGUAAAUUUUAUGCAUCGAAAACUUUUUUCGAUAGUUCUACUAGUAGGAGGAUUUUAUUUGGAUGGGUUUAUGAAUCGGUUAAUAAUCUUGAGAUUAAUAGUAUGAGAGGAUGGGCUGGUCUUCAAGGAAUUCCUAGAAGGAUUUGGCUUCAUAAAUCUGGAAAUCAGCUGCUUCAAUGGCCGAUAUUUGAAAUUGAAAAGCUUCGAAUGAAUCCAGUUAUUGAAGAUACUACAGUGCUUAUGCCAGGAUCAAUACGUGAAAUUUCUGGAGUCAAUGCUACGCAGGCAGAUGUAGAAAUGUCAUUUUCAGCUAAAACAUUGGAAAAUGCAGAGAAAUGGGAAGCAAAUUGGACAAAUCCACAACUAGUGUGUAGCAUAAAAGGUGCAACAGUAAAAGGUGGGCUUGGCCCAUUUGGGUUACUAGUUUUGGCAUCUAAAGACAUGCAAGAGUAUACUGCAAUUUUCUUCAGAAUAUUCAAAGGAGAUAACAACAAUUUUAUAGUCCUAAUGUGUAGUGAUCAGACCAGGUCUUCCUUACACUUGCCUUCUAGUGAUUAUGACAAAACAACUUAUGGGGUCUUGUUGAAUGUGGAUCCUCUUCAAGAAAAAUUGUCUCUCAGGACUUUGAUUGAUCACUCAAUAGUGGAGAGCUUUGGAGGAGAAGGAAAGGCUUGCAUUACAGCUAGGGUUUAUCCAACUAAUUUAGCAGUGGAUGGUGCAACCCAUUUAUAUGUCUUCAAUAAUGGUUCACAGAGUGUUGACAUCUCUAAAUUGACUGCUUGGAGCAUGAAAACAGCUCAAAUCAAUUGAUUAAAUCCAACAUAUAUAGAUUUAUUUGAUAACGUUAUAUUUUAUUAAUCUACUCUAUAAUCUACAACUGAAGGUUGAUCAUUUUAUCAUUUCUCAUCAAUAAAUUAUAGAAUGGUCAGUCGAACACUUUUUCUUCUAAGAA